Messenger RNA from Pneumocystis jirovecii RU7, 1278 nucleotides. RefSeq lists its product as uncharacterized. Gene Ontology annotation, biological process: DNA-templated transcription initiation; RNA polymerase II preinitiation complex assembly. Bases 1 to 1278 code for a protein of 425 amino acids. Gene Ontology annotation, molecular function: TBP-class protein binding; DNA binding; protein heterodimerization activity. The transcript has 2 exons. NCBI's taxonomy places the organism in Eukaryota, Fungi, Ascomycota, Pneumocystomycetes, Pneumocystales, Pneumocystaceae. The record is from RefSeq and is a predicted model, not a curated record. Gene Ontology annotation, cellular component: transcription factor TFIID complex; SAGA complex; SLIK (SAGA-like) complex.
AUGUCACAAAUUCAAGAUCUUCAAGCACAGAUAGCAAAGUAUGAACAAGCAGCUCAACAAGCAGGGCUACAGACACCUCAAGGACAAGCAUUAUAUCAAAAUGCCUGUAGAAUAAAACAAAAACUUAUGGCUAUUCAAAGUGGAUCAUCAUCAAACACAGGUACUGAGAUGCUUCAGACACAGAGCAUGCGGCAACAAAAUGCACCUGUUAACCAUGGGAUGAAGCAAACACUUGACAUGCAAAGUCAUAUGCAGCAGACGACACAACUUGUAAAGGUGAUAUCGGAACUAAAAGAGCAAUUAUCCAAGAUCAAAGCAGAAUUAUCACGCCCAAACUUAGCACCUAGGGAGAAAGAAGAGCUUGAGAAAGAGCACAAUGACAAAGUUACAGCACUAAACGCUUAUCAUAUGCAUAUUCAAAAAGCAAGUCAUCAAUUUCACCAAAUGCAACAAAUGCAAAAUUCACAGGGGCAGGAAACAGCAAUUCAAAUGGGGAACAUGUAUCAAGGGGCACCAAUGAUGCAGAAGGUUCAACAGAGCCAAGCGGCGAUGAAUAUGACCAUGCAACAACGAGCAUCCAUGCAGCCAAUGAAUCAAAUGCAAAUUCAAGCUCAACAAAUGCAACAGGUAAACAAAAAUCAAGCGUCUGUGACACCUGGGAUGCAACAAUAUCGACAAAGUUCAAUGACUAUUCCAAAAACUUCGUCUAUUCAACAAGCAACAAACCUACCAUUCCAACCGGCAACAGGACAAACCGUCUCAAACACGAAUAUGCAUACUUCUUUUGAGAAAAUGCCACCAAUUCCAGAAGUUUUGAAUGUUAAGCCGCCUGUUCCAGUUGCAGUUCCUCCUUCAAGACCUACAUUAACUUCUGGAUAUGCUACAACGCCUUUGAUGAGUACACCUAGCAUUUCAAAACCGCCGCAAUAUGACAUUGAUAACAGCAAUCGUAUCUUAAGUAAACGGAAACUUCAAGAACUUGUAAAACAGAUCAACCCUGACGAACGACUUGAUCCUGACGUCGAAGAGCUCCUUUUAGAAGUUGCCGACGAGUUUGUAGAAUCAGUAGUUUCUUUUGCUUGCCGACUAGCAAAAUAUCGGAAAUCCGAUACACUAGAUGUUAAAGACGUCCAAUUGCACCUUGAACGCAAUUGGAAUAUUCGCAUCCCAGGAUAUACUAGUGAUGAAAUACGAAGUGUAAGAAAAACUAUUCCGUGUCAAACUUAUCAACAAAAGCAAAAUGCCAUUGCAACAGCUAAAUCAAUGAACAAAGAAUAA